Messenger RNA from Coregonus sp. 'balchen', 1476 nucleotides. Lineage: Eukaryota; Metazoa; Chordata; Actinopteri; Salmoniformes; Salmonidae. The record is from the annotation of a GenBank genome assembly.
AGGACGUUACCUCAGCAACAGCAACAUUGUAAUAAACACCUGUAACGAACAGCGUUGGUCAGAAAAAAAGUGCAUAACCUGUGUUUGAAUAUUCCUCAAUAGGCUGGACUUUAUUGAACAAUUUUGGGACAAAUGAUUUGCUGAAGUUGACUGGACUAUUGUGGGAUAUUAAAACUUGAAGAUGCCGGCUGAUAUUUUGGAGAAAGCCUCCCCAUCCUCUGUUGCAGCCACCCUGUCGAGCGUAAAUGGAAAUCCGGAUAAACCAAGGACUGCCUCAGAGCACAGAAAGGUAAGCCUACAGAAAAGCACGAAAGAAAACGAUUCUUUUUUUUAUAUGUCAAUUGUUGUUAAUAAGUUACAUGUCUAAUAUUCGAUAAGUUACAUGUCUAAUAAUCAUGUGGUUUGUUUUUUAUUUGAAGUCAUCUAAGCCAAUUAUGGAGAAGAGGAGACGUGCGCGAAUCAACGAAAGCCUUGGACAGCUCAAGACCCUCAUACUGGACGCUCUAAAGAAAGAUGUACGUAAAAAAAAAAAGCUUUUAUAAUCAUAGACAUUUAUGUCUACGACAUAUGCUUCUAUAAUGAUGAUAAUUUGAUGGAUUGGAACGAAGCUCAAAUAGAUUAUGAAUCAUGUGUAACUUUCUUCUUGAUGUCUAUUUAGAGCUCCAGGCAUUCGAAGCUGGAGAAGGCGGACAUCCUUGAGAUGACUGUGAAGCACCUAAGGAACCUGCAGCGUCUUCAAAUGACUGGUAGGUUUUUUUGGAUCGUUUAUUGAUUACGGUCAUUCUAGACAUGCAUGUUUAAAUUGCAUCUGUGACUGUGCCCAUUUGGCGGGCACAGCAGUUCCCACGGUACUAUUGACAUACGUCCAUCAAAGCUAUUCAUAGACCUACUGAGUAUUAUAUAAUUACAUUUCAAGGAUUUUCUGAACAAUAUAUCCUCAAAUAAAUCAUAUUAUUUCACUUUACAGGUGCUAUAAGCACGGAUCCAUCAGUCCUUGGCAAGUACAGAGCGGGAUUCAGCGAGUGCAUGAGUGAAGUCACCCGUUUUCUGUCCACAUGUGAAGAGGUGAACAUGGAGGUCAGUGCCCAACUUCUCAGCCACUUAGCCGGCUGUGUGUCACAGAUCAACACCGUAAACUACUCAACUCAUCGCCAGAUCCCCACCUACCCUCCGCAUCCAGCGCAUCCAACGCUUGGCCAAGCCAUUGUGCAAAUCCCAAGUGCGUCGCCUCAGUUGAAUGUAAUCAUGCCUUGCAAAAGUGGCUCGCCAAUGAACUUCACAUCAGAAGUGGCUAAAUUAUAUAGUGGACUUCAGAUUGUGUCAGCGACAGAUGGACAAUUCGCCUUUCUGAUUCCAAGCACGGCCCUUGCGCAUAUGAGCGUGCCAAACGCGCUACAUGGCAAUCCAGCAGUUGCGGUGGCGGUGUCACCUGUUGUAUCUCCCAGCACUGCAGACUCCGUGUGGAGACCAUGGUAG